This is a messenger RNA of Penicillium bovifimosum, 1536 nucleotides long. RefSeq names its product arrestin (or S-antigen), N-terminal domain protein. The transcript is spliced from 2 exons. The coding region runs from base 1 to 1536 and encodes 511 amino acids. The record is from RefSeq and is a predicted model, not a curated record. NCBI's taxonomy places the organism in Eukaryota, Fungi, Ascomycota, Eurotiomycetes, Eurotiales, Aspergillaceae.
AUGCCGGCCACUUCAAUCGUCAGCUCAGGUUCGGACAGGCUAGAUGCUUGGACCCGCCGAUCACAGCCUAAAAUCGAGAUCAAUCUCGCGGGACAAAAGCCAGGUCAUGUCAACUCCUAUACGACUGGAGAGAGCAUUGAAGGCACUAUUACUGUCACUGCCGAACAUGACACCAGAUUCGAAGAACUCGAAAUUGUGUUUGAAGGUACCUUCCCAUCAACAGUCGGUUUAACCGAAUUAGAUACUGAUUGGAGUCAAGGGUCAUCACGAACGACGGUGGAACGCGCUGCAUGCCCUGGCCGCACCGGAUCGCAGCAGAUGUUCCUCAAGUUGCGCCAGCCCAUUGACGACAUGGAAUACCCGACUCCUCGGGUGCUAGAAAGCGGCCGUAAAUACAUGUUUCCCUUCACAUUUGUUGUUCCGGACCGCCUGUUACCCCAGGUCUGCACUCACGCCAAGAAGAAUGCUCACGUUGAACAAUCUCACACUUUGCUGCCUCCGACAUUGGGCGAUCCCAUUCUUGCAAGCGAUGGCAAGAAACUGCUGGACGACAUGGCGCCCAACAUGUCACGGAUUGGCUACAUCGUUCGCGCAUCCGUUCUGCAAAAGCAGAUAACCGGCAAUGCCGUUGUAUCUAUUUGCGCCGUUGCCAAGAAGGUCCGCAUCAUCCCAAUCGUCGAAGAAGAGCCCCUAUUGAGAUAUCCGCGGAGUGUCAAGCGCGGGACCUUGCGAGGCAAGCUGGGUCGAAUUGUCGCUUCGUCAUUGCAGCCGAAACCAGUUCAAUUGCUCCCCCCAAACGGCAUAGCGAAUGAUACUGUGAGCACUGUAGCUACUGUCAACCUUCGCUUCGAUCCUAUUGGAGAUGAGCAGCCGCCCCCGCUUGGGAAAAUGACCUGCGAACUGCGCGCCAGCACAUUCUUCAGCGCCUCCCCAUGGGACGACUUCCCUGCCUCGAGCGACAUGCCCUUCGCCCAUGUUGGACGCAGCCUCUACACAGAAAAUGUGCCUCUCUUGACCAUGUGCGUGGGAUCUGCUCAGUGGACCAAGCAAUCCUCAUCCAACGACUGUCUGCGCCGCGGCUCUACCCAGUCAUCCUCGUCUGAUGUAUCAGUCGAGCCGUCCUCUGCAUUCUCCGGCGACACCUACUACACCGCAUCGAUUGUAGUUCCAGUCACCCUUCCCAAGUCGAAGGCGUUCGUCCCAACCUUCCACUCUUGCUUGAUGUCCCGCACCUACUCCCUCGGCCUCUCCCUGACAUAUCACACACCCGCAGCCAACCUCAUGACACCAACCAUCUCCCUUCGCGUCCCCGUACAGUUCACGAGCCAGGCGGGACCCACAGAGAGUUUGAAGGCUUCCCUUGGCGUCACCGUGACGCAGGAAGAACUAAACGAGUUCUUCCAGCCAAGGAACGUGUCUCGCCCAAACGGGGUUCCUAAUCCCGUUACCAACGUGGUUUUCACGGACAUCGCACCACCCAUGUACUCGGAAAGGCCAAGAGUGCCUAUCACGCGCACUGUCCGUGCCAGCCACUAA